CGCGAUAUUCGGACUGGUGAUAAAGUAAUUCCUAAGUAGUCCGCGUACACUUAUCUGUGCAAAAGACACGCAGAUCAAAUCAAAUGAUAUCGAGCUUUCAAACAUUCCCAAAGUCGGCUCAGCUUCGCAGAAGUCUCUUCUAUGCUCAAUCUCAUUUUCCAAACUGCAAUUUUUGUAUCCUUCGUUUCCCGCGCGAAUGGUUCUCAAUACCAAACAAGUAGGAGCCUCAAAGGUUCCGUCGAAACGUACGAUCAUUGAAUUCCCACAACCGAAGCGUAAAAAGUUCCACAAAGACUCAAUGAAAGCGCGAUAACUUUCAACAGGUUGCUCUCGACCAGCUGGUAAAUAGCGUUACGUUAUCUGCGUUCGUUUGGCUUGCGGCGCACGAUCGGAAUCAUGGCAGCCCUUGACCGCAAAAGGCUCGAGCCUAGCAUUUGGCCAGACCGGAGAAGGCAAAUAUCGUGGCCGGCCACUUCAAAACGCGCCCCGUUGUUUGCGUGUACAUUCGCGGGGGGGCGAGUCCGUGCGGGAUACCAGUUGGUCGCGAUAAACAUACAUCUCCUGGCCCACGAGGUUGAAUCUUGCGUUUGUCGGCUACGCGCUGCGGGACGGCUAGAGCCUGGCGGUAGGUGCGAGAGGCGUCACAGCACCGCGCCGCAUUCCGGCGAUAAGCCGAGGAUGGUCGGCGCCGACGUCGCAGCGCCCCGCGUUGACGAGCGGCCGGUACGCGAUCGCGGAGAAGAGGCGUGCGCGCGGCCGCGGCGCGCGGGCUCGUCGGAGUAGGAGCGAUUAGAUUAGCGGACGUCGCGGCGAGAAGCGAGCGCGCGGCCAGUCGCCUUCAGGAUGCGUAGCGCUACCGACGGAGCGCGGCUGCUGCUGCUGCUGCUGCUGCUGCUGCUGCCGCUGCUGCUGGCCGGGACGAGCCGCGCCGAGUGGCACGACGACGUCGGGCCCUGGGUGACCGCCAGCAAGGGCGAGCCCUGGCCCCUGCCCCGCGAGCGCCAGCUCGACGAGCAGCGCUACCGCCUGCUGCAGCCGAGCGCCUUCCAGUUUCAGGUGAUGCAGCGUAGCAGCUGCGACGUCCUCGAGGCGGCCGUCGGCCGCUACAAGCGCGUGGUGGCGCGCGAGGCCGAGCUCGCCCUCAGGUACCGCCGGGAGGAGCGGGCCAACGCGAGCGCGGCCCCCGACCACGACGGCGAUCUGGCUCGCCUGCAGAUCUACCUGAGCGGCGACUGCGAGGCCUACCCCCAGCUGGCCUCCAACGAGUCCUACGAGCUGCGCGUGGCGGAGGGCGCGGCGACGCUGCGGGCCAACUCCGUCUGGGGCGUGCUGCGCGGCCUGGAGACCUUCAGCCAGCUGGCCGCCUGGACGGACGCGGGCGAGCUGGUGGCGAGGGCCCAGCGCAUAAGGGACGCGCCGCUGCUGGCCCACCGCGGCCUGCUGCUCGACACCGCGCGCCACUUCCUGCCGCUGGACGACCUGCUGCUGACCCUCGAGGCCAUGGCCCACAACAAGCUGAACGUGCUGCACUGGCACAUCGUGGACGACAACAGCUUCCCCUACGAGAGCGCCGAGUACCCGGAGCUGGCGCGCGCCGGCGCCUACCACCGCAGCCUGACCUAUAGCGCGGCGGACGUCGCGCGCGUGGUGGAGGAGGCGCGGCUGCGCGGCAUCCGCGUGCUGCCUGAGUUCGACAGCCCGGGCCACACGCGCAGCUGGGGCCAGGCCCGGCCCGAGCUGCUCACCGCCUGCUACGGGCCCGACGGCCGGCCCAGCGGCAAGCUCGGGCCCAUGAACCCCGCGCGGCCGCAGCUCUACGAGCUGAUGCGCGGCCUGCUGCGCGAGGUCCGCGGCCGCUUCCCCGAGGCCUACCUGCACCUGGGCGGCGACGAGGUGCCGUUCGACUGCUGGCGCAGCAACCCCGAGGUGCUGGACUUCAUGCGCCGCGCGAACAUGAGCGGGCGCUUCGAGCGCCUCGAGGAGCUGCACGUCCGCCGGCUCCUGGACAUCGCGGCCGAGUUGGGCGCCAAGGCCGUGGUCUGGCAGGAGGUGUUCGACAACGGCGUGCGGCUGGCGCCCGGCACCGCGGUGCAGGUCUGGACGGGGGCCUGGCAGGCCGAGAUGGCCGCGGUCACGCGCGCCGGCCACCCGGCCCUGUUGUCGGCUUGCUGGUACCUCGACCACGUGGCCGGCGGUGGCGACUGGCUCAAGUUCUACGGCUGCGACCCGCUCGACUUCCCGGCGAUCGAGCCGGGGCAGAAGGGCCUCGUGCUGGGCGGUGAGGCCUGCAUGUGGGGCGAGUUCGCCGACAAGAACAACGUCCACUCGAGGAUUUGGCCGCGGGCCUCCGCCGCCGCCGAGAGACUGUGGAGCGUUGGACGCCAAGACAACGAGUCGGCUGCGCAUCGUCUCGAGGAGCACGCCUGCCGGAUGAACCGCCGAGGGGUGCCCGCCCAGCCGCCCAACGGCUCCGGAUUCUGCCUCAGCUGAAUCGGACCACCGCUUCGGUGCUGUAGCGCUUCUAUUGAACGAUAUAUCUGUAUCUAGCAUCCGAAUGAAAUCUCCUUAUUAUUCGACUCCUCUCCAGUCUUUGCGCGCACUCGGU
This is a messenger RNA of Phymastichus coffea, 2605 nucleotides long. RefSeq names its product beta-hexosaminidase subunit beta-like. Gene Ontology annotation, molecular function: beta-N-acetylhexosaminidase activity. The transcript is spliced from 5 exons. NCBI's taxonomy places the organism in Eukaryota, Metazoa, Arthropoda, Insecta, Hymenoptera, Eulophidae. The coding region runs from base 844 to 2490 and encodes 548 amino acids. The record is from RefSeq and is a predicted model, not a curated record. Gene Ontology annotation, biological process: carbohydrate metabolic process; glycosaminoglycan metabolic process; ganglioside catabolic process. Gene Ontology annotation, cellular component: membrane.